CAUUUUAAUAUCUGUUGUUCUUUUUAAAGCUUGGGUUUGUAGUUCGGAUGGCAUCUGCAUCUAGCCAGCCUCAGUUUCGAUACACACAGCCUCCAUCAAAGGUCCUUCAUUUGAGAAACUUACCAUGGGAGUGCACAGAGGAGGAGCUGAUCGAAUUGGGAAAACCUUUUGGUAGAGUUGUGAAUACCAAGUGUAAUGUAGGAGCAAACCGAAAUCAAGCAUUUAUAGAGUUUGCAGAAUUAAAUCAAGCCAUUGCAAUGAUAUCGUACUAUGCCUCUUCCUCAGAACCAGCUCAGGUACGGGGGAAAACCGUCUACCUACAAUAUUCCAACAGGCAAGAGAUAGUGAAUAACAAAACUACAGCAGACGUAGCUGGAAAUGUGUUGUUGGUUACAAUUGAGGGAAAUGAUGCUCGCCUUGUCAGCAUUGAUGUUUUACACUUGGUAUUUUCAGCUUUUGGAUUCGUGCAUAAGAUAACAACAUUUGAGAAGACUGCAGGAUUCCAGGCUCUGGUGCAAUUUUCUGAUGCAGAAACCGCUACUUCAGCAAAGGAUGCCCUGGAUGGAAGAAGCAUUCCCAGCUACUUGAUUCCGGAACUGGGACCAUGUACCCUUAAAAUCACAUAUUCUGCCCAUACAGAUCUGAGUGUGAAGUUUCAGAGUCAUCGUAGCAGGGACUACACCAAUUCUCUUCUUCCUGUUGCUUCCUCAGCCAUAGAUUCAAGUGGUCAGUUCAGUUUGGGUCUGGAUGGGAAGAAACUGGAACCUGAGAGUAAUGUUCUUCUUGCUUCCAUUGAGAACAUGCAGUAUGCAGUAACCUUGGAUGUCCUAUACACGGUUUUCUCAGCUUUUGGUCCUGUCCUAAAGAUUGCUAUGUUUGAUAAGAAUGGAGGGCUUCAGGCUCUGAUACAAUAUCCAGAUGUGCGAACAGCUGCUGUUGCGAAGGAAGCUUUGGAAGGACAUUCCAUAUAUCAAGGUGGAUAUUGCAUGCUUCAUAUCUCUUACUCUCGACACACAGAUCUUAGUAUAAAGAUUAAUAAUGAUCGCGGCAGAGAUUACACAAUCCCAAAUAUUCCAAUGAAUUCUCAACCUUCAAUCAUGGGGCAGCAGCCGCCUCAGAUGGGAGGUCCAGGUGUUCAUCCAUAUGGUGCCCCUUCCCAGUACACGCCAGCUCCGCCUCAGCAUUCUGCAGGCUGGAACUCGGCCCCUGUCACUGCAGCUCCAUCAAUGCCUAUGCAGAUGCAUAAUCACCCUUACAUGCCAGCUGCUAGUAUGCCUUCUCAAAUGGGUCCUGGGAUGAUGCCAAUGCAUGGACAGAACGUCAUGCCACAUUCUACUUCAAUGCCUCCUUAUCAUCCACAGUAUCACUAGUGUGAAACAAGUUUUGCCUAUUAG
Solanum verrucosum is the source of this 1394-nucleotide messenger RNA. RefSeq names its product polypyrimidine tract-binding protein homolog 2. The transcript has 10 exons. The coding region runs from base 48 to 1370 and encodes 440 amino acids. Gene Ontology annotation, biological process: regulation of RNA splicing. Gene Ontology annotation, molecular function: mRNA binding. Lineage: Eukaryota; Viridiplantae; Streptophyta; Magnoliopsida; Solanales; Solanaceae. Gene Ontology annotation, cellular component: nucleus. The record is from RefSeq and is a predicted model, not a curated record.